AGUGGAGAGUAGGUCAAUAAACUGUGGCGGGUCUUUUAUUUAAAAAGAGUUUUAUAUAGAAAAUAGAAGCAAGCUGUUGGCAGAUGUCUGGCUACGCUACAAGCCUCAGUUACAUGUAAUGUUUAAUUCAUGGUAAUUAUACACGGUUGCAUUGUCAGGAAAUACAUGAAGUGGAACAAUCCAAUAUUUAUAUCAAAAGACAUAGCUUUCAUAAGCAGACUAAUAGACGGCUGAACGGAAGACAUUUGAGGUAAAACAAAAUGAAGACGGGCAUAUUAUUUGCUGUUGUGAUUUUGUGUUCUCUAACAGAUGUGUCAGUUGGAUGCGAUGUUUUUCAAGUGAGCGGGGGAUAUAUUCAGAACACUCAGCUGAAUACUACAGUGCACGUGCCACUUGCCACGACGAAAUGCUCACAUUUGACGCAAUGCAUUCAGGACGGCCUUCGUGUGAAAACUUGCAACAAAAUCAAUUUUGCACCGGCUACAGGGACUUGUCAUUUCUUUGAUAUUUCCGGAUCGGAGACCAUCGUCGACUCCCCUAUUACGGAAUGGAAAGCCGUACAUCUCUCCGACGUGACAGGGUCACCCCCGAACUUCUGUACCCUUAACACGUGCUCGGCAGGUGAAAGUUGUUUUGACGGCGGGAAUGGUCCGAUUUGCACAGAAACUUGAAAGGAUAAAUCAACAAAGGCAUCCAAUACCAUUUACUCAGACAAACAUUAGAAUUAUUAUUCCUUGUUAUAACUAACAAGCAAACCGAACAUUUUUUUUACAUUUCAACAAAUUUAUGAAAACAGUAACAAAAGAAUGGACACGUAUGGAAUCAUUGUGUAGCCUAAGAGGAGUUUGGAUGCCCAACUCUUCAGUGUCGCAGAUAAACUGUUCAUUGUUGUUUGUUUAUAUUCUAUAUGUACGUACAUGUUUAAUCAACAUAUAUGCAGUUAGAAUAAACAUGAAUAUUUUAAUACGCUGCCAUUCAAGCUAUUAAUAAUAAGAGAUUGUACAUAUUACACUUUAUUAUAUACCUAUAUAAAUUCCGUAAAAAUUCGGCUUGUAUUUCACAAUUAAAUAUGGACAGACAGACAAAAUCUCCGUAUUGUACCUUUUAAAUUCCGUAUUGUACCUUCCGUAUUGUAUGCUGCCGAACUAUUUUCAUUAAUAUGCAUGACCUGACAAAGUUCUAUAAAUAGCGCACAUAAAAACUUCACUAAGUUCCAUUUAAUAUCGAUAAAUAUUGAAGAUUUCGUUCAAGAACAAAACAAGAAUCAGAAUAGUAAAGGUAUAUAAUAAAAGGGUUAUUAUAACAGUAGCUUGAUCUGGGACUUUGUAUUCGGCUCUCGUGGAUUUUGCAACGUCGGAUCACACUCGGCGCUUGCGCGCCUCGUGAGAUCCGAUCUUGCAAAAUCCACUCGAGCCGAAUACUGCAUCCCAGAUCACGCUACUGUUAUAAUAACCCUAUGAUAUUUACUUUAAACAGAGUAAGUAUACAGAAAAAUAUACAAAAUUAAAAUCAAAUAGAAACUGCUUAUACAUGAAAUAAAUAUCGACUAUAAAUGAAAAUAAGUGUUAAAAUCCCGAGAAUAAAAAUGGGCGCUGAUGCACAUUGCAAGCAGACAUUUACACAAAUUAACAGUCUUCUUUUCAAACAAUUGUGACAAAUUUUGGCAUAAGGUCUGAUAAAAUGAUUUGUAACAAUCAAAAUCAUUACCCAGGCGCCGUAAAUACCACAAUACAGUAAAAUAUGACUCACCACUCGUACUUAAUUACAUAAUGGGUAUGACCGGUCAAGGACGUGCAGAACCUUUAUACGCCACAACGAGCUUAAUUCAUUACUGCUCUUUGCGAGAAGGAAACAAGCAUACAAUGAAUAUCAACGAUGAAAUCAGUUUAGACGUACUGUGUUCAAAACUUAUUUUGUCAUCUUUUCACUGACAAUUACAAACGCUGAACUUUUCCAAUCCGCAGGAUAUUUCUUCAUAAAAUAGUUAAUUUUAAAGAUAUCCUAUACAGAAUUUAUCAAAUAUUGCAUAAACUAUUUAUGAUACAGCACCCUUUGGUAUUUUGCUCCAGUGAAUUUUAUAAAUUAUGUACAUGUAUGUGACAUUUCUUUCUCUAAUAGUAACCUCCUGAUGGCUGCUGUUUUUCCUUGUUAUUCCUAUAGUAAAUUAUGUCAAUGAAACAAUAUUUACAUGUAUUUAGGUUUGAUUAAUGUAUUGUUUUGAAAAACUUUUGCUUUUCUUUGUAUAUAUAUAAUAAUAACACAGUUAAAGAUUUUUAGUAUUUUCUAUUGGGAUAACCUAACUGACAGUUUUCCGGUCUGUCUCGACGGGUCGGUAUUGCGAUUGGAAUAUUGUUUAAACACAACGAAAAAGACCGACGCUCUCGAAUACCACGUAGACUUUUACCUUGCUUUCUGUGCGAGCAAUUGCAAAUGCAUUUGUGGUAGACUGAGAACCAGCUAUUGCAACAUAUCGCGGGCUUAGAGCAAAACUGGUCUAUCUGUAUAUAGAAAUAGAAGCAGAUACUAGAAUAGAUUCGCUCUAAGCCCUCGAUAUGAACCCAACCAAAGGAAAACGUAACUGGUUGAUGGUUUGCGAGAAUAUGUACUUCAUAUAUCUUUUUUUAUGUUACGUUGAAUAUUAGUAUAAUAAACGCUUUUACAAACUGUUAACCUUGUAUCUUAUAACAGAACGAACUAACCGACCCCUGAGCUGCACAUUUUUCUUAGAGUGGGUUGCGAUCACUAGAUUAUAAAGACCAUUC
This is a messenger RNA of Mercenaria mercenaria, 2762 nucleotides long. RefSeq lists its product as uncharacterized. Lineage: Eukaryota; Metazoa; Mollusca; Bivalvia; Venerida; Veneridae. The transcript has 3 exons. The record is from RefSeq and is a predicted model, not a curated record. Bases 261 to 671 code for a protein of 136 amino acids.